This is a messenger RNA of Rhea pennata, 3134 nucleotides long. RefSeq names its product PDZ domain containing 7 (gene PDZD7). Gene Ontology annotation, biological process: auditory receptor cell stereocilium organization; sensory perception of sound. Gene Ontology annotation, molecular function: protein binding. NCBI's taxonomy places the organism in Eukaryota, Metazoa, Chordata, Aves, Rheiformes, Rheidae. The transcript is spliced from 16 exons. Gene Ontology annotation, cellular component: stereocilia ankle link complex; cilium; stereocilium tip. The record is from RefSeq and is a predicted model, not a curated record. Bases 1 to 2727 code for a protein of 908 amino acids.
AUGGCGCACGGCUCGGACGCGGGGCUGUCGGAGAUGACGGCGGCCAGCCGGUCGCGGAGCUCCAGCAGCGAGGCCAGCCUGGCCGCCCACUGCCUCCUGAGCAAGCAGAGCCGCCUGCUCAACGGGGCCGCCCGGGGCGGCAGCCGCGCCGCCUCCCCCAUGGGCCGCGUCAUCCUCAUCAACUCCCCCAUCGAAGCCAGCAGCAACGAGAGUGACAUUAUCAACGCCAUCACGGUGGAGAAGAGCGUGGACGGCAAGCUGGGCUUCAGCGUCCGUGGUGGCUCCGAGCACGGGCUGGGCAUCUUCGUGAGCAAAGUGGAGGAGGGCAGCGCUGCUGAGCAGGCCGGGCUGUGCGUGGGUGACAAGAUCACAGAGGUGAACAGCGUGAGCCUGGAGAACAUCACCAUGAGCAGUGCCGUCAAGGUCCUCACCGGGAACAACCGCCUCCGCAUGGUGGUCCGACGGAUGGGCCGUGUGCCGGGCAUCAAGUUCUCCAAGGAGAAGACAGCCUGGGUGGACGUGGUGAACAGGCGCCUGGUGGUGGAGAAGAGCGGCUCGACACCAUCAGAGAGCGGCUCCGAGGACGGCCUGCGGCGCAUCGUCCACCUCUACACCACCUCCGACGACUACUGCCUGGGCUUCAACAUCCGCGGCGGCAGGGAGUUCGGCCUCGGCAUCUACGUCUCCAAGGUGGACCCCGGGGGGCUGGCGGAGCAGAACGGCAUUCGGGUAGGAGACCAAGUCCUUGCAGCCAACGGAGUCAAGUUCGAAGACAUAAGCCAUAGCAAGGCAGUGGAGGUGCUCAAGGGGCAGACCCACAUCAUGCUAACCAUCAAGGAGACCGGCCGGUUCCCUGCCUACAAGGAAUUGGUGGCCGAAUACUGCUGGCUCAGUCACUUGACCAACGGGCAGCUGCAGCAGCUCUCGCAGGCCUCGGAGACCAGCUCCUCCAUCUCGUCGUACUCGUCGGGGCCGGCGCCGGGGGCGGUGAACGGGCUGGGCACGGCGGCCCCGGCCCGCACCGUGGACGUGGCCAUCUCCACGGAGGACGGGCCGCGGCGGGGCUGGGGCCAGGGCCGGGAGCGCGCCGAGCGGGCCAUGCAGACGGAGCCGGCCGCCGAGGGGCUGCCGGAGACGCGGCGCACGGUGCGGCCCCCCGAGCUGCUGCGGGACACGGCCAUCCGCGGGGGCCAGGGCGCCCGGGAGCCCCCCGGCCCCGUCCAGCGCCGGCCCUUCGCCCACUCGCCCAAGACGGCGCUGCUGCUGGCGCUGAGCCGGCCGCGGCAGCCCAUCACCCGCUCCCAGAGCGAUCUCACCGUCGCCGAGGAGAAGCGGAAGAAGGAGAAGCCGGAGGGGCUGGGGGUACGGGGGGCCCCCCCCGGCCUGCACCGCUCCAAGACCCUCGUCAACCUCUUCUUCAAGGGCGGCCGCGCCACCAGCCAGAGCUGGGCCCCCCCCGGCCAGGAGCCCCCCGCGCCCGACCGCCGGGCACGCGCCAAGUCCGUGGGGCGCCCCGACGAGGACCGAGCAGGCGCCGUGCAGAAGUUUGUCAUCCGGAGCCUGAAGCGGGAGAAGAGCCGCCGCGGCAGCAUCCUGGGCCCCGUGGCGCCGCAGCCCGCCGCCGGCAGCGAGCCCGACGCGCGCCUGCCGCUCAUCCGGGACGCCGCCGCCCGGCUCCUCGGCCCCGACGAGGUGGCGGCCGUGCUUCGCCACUGCACCCGGUACCUGCACGAGGGCAGCGUGGAAGAUCUGGUGAGGCCGCUGCUCGCCAUCCUGGACCGGCCCGAGAAGGUGCUGCUGCUGCGUGACGUGAGGAGCGCGGUGGCCCCCACGGACCUGGGCCGCUUCGACAGCAUGGUGAUGCCCCUGGAGCUGGAGGCGUACGACGCCCUGAGGAGCCGCGCAGCGCGGCCGCCCGCCCUGCGCCCGGCCCAUCGCGACGUCCCCCCCAAGAGACACCUCAUCACACCAGUGCCUGACUACCGGGGCGGGUUCCUGCUGAAGCCGGCGGGAGCCCCGGAGCCGGAGGAAGCCGGGGGGCUGCAGGGAGGCCCAGCCGGGCCACGGGCCUCCCCCAGCCCCCGUCGCUCUCGCCCCCGCACCUACACCCCCCUCCCUGACGUGCCAGUGGAUGCCUACGCCUGCGCCAGCGGCCCCCCGCCCGCCGCGGGGCCCGGGCCCCCCAACUGGCUGCUGGCGGAGCCCCCGGGCGAGGGGCGGGGGCGUUCGCGCAGCCCCCGACCCACCUGGCGCCAGGAGCCCCACGGAGGGGCCGAGGCGGGCGAGGGCGCCCGCUGCUCCGCGCCGGGGAAGCCCCGGCGGGCCCGGCCGCCCCUCGGACCCCUCUUCGGGGGGCCGGGAGGCGAGGCGGGGGCCGAGCCGGCCGCCAACGGCCCCGGGGAGGCCGGGGAGGAGGAGGAGGAGGAGGAGUACCGGCUGCUCACCGUCACCCUCUCCAAGCUGAAGCACUCGCUAGGGAUCAGCAUCUCCGGCGGCAUCGAGUCGCGGGCACAGCCCGUGGUGAAGAUCGAGAAGAUCUUCCCUGGGGGAGCUGCCUUCCUCAGCGGCCUCCUCAAGGCUGGGCACGAGCUGGUGUCAGUGGACGGGGAGAGCCUGGAGCACGUCACGCACCAGCGGGCCGUGGACAUCAUUCGCCAGGCCUACCGCAACAAAGCCAAGGAGCCCAUGGAGCUGGUGGUGCGGGUGCCCGUGGGCCCCUCCAAGUGAUGCUGCACCCCCCACCCACCCACCCACACUCCGGGAAGCUUUCCCACAUCCCAGAGAAGCCGGCUCGUUCCUGCAGCGAGCAGCGGCCGGUCUCAGUGCAGCAGGAAAAGGGGCACAAGCGACGGAGCACCCCACGGCCUGGGCACAGAGGAGCUGCCCACGGCAGGACCCACACAGGAGCACCCAGAGGCAGGUUGGAGAUGCAAGGUGGGGGCAGGCAGCACCCAACCCCGCGCCAGACACACAGAUGUGAGGCUGGCCUUGGAAAAAAAAAAAAAACACAGCCAGGAGCUUGUUUUUAAUUGGCAUUUCCGGGUGCUACAAGGACAAGCCAGGCUCUGGAAAUGGGACACAACCGAAAUAAAGUAUAAAAAUCCCCCCCUGGAGCCAGGGGCAACCAAGCCAGA